AUGGGUGCCCCGAAUCAUAUCAGUGGCCCGAGCGGGGAGCUGGGCCCUGACGCUGACGUUUCCGCCCUCGAACUACAGCAGGAUACCGCAGACUCAGGGGCAAAGACUGCGACUGAGCAGAAAGCCCCCAAGAAGCGCUCCAAAGCAGGAUGUUUGACCUGCCGGCAACGCCGUAUAAAAUGCGGGGAAGAGAAACCUAUAUGUAAUAAUUGUGUCAAAUCUAAGCGCGAAUGCAAGGGAUAUGCCCAGCGUUUGAUCUUUAAAAGCCCUCUUGGCAUUGUUUGCUCUUCCAAUGCCCAGGCUGCGAAUGCGCAGAUGCAAUCAAUGCCUAGCAAUCAGCCGCUUCCGAGCAGUUACGAUGCUCCUGCAUUUUCUCAACCCAGACCUGCAGACUCGCAUCAGCCGAUAUUAGCUCCAAAACCUGCUCCCUUCCCUAUGUUGGAGCAAGGCUCUUUCCCCACAGCUAUUGCAUCUGAACACCAAGAGUCUGACGGGACCAGCACACUGCCAGUCCAUUAUCUCCCUGGUCAAGGCCGCGGCUCUGCCGUGUCCGAAUCGUCCAGAGUGUCUGGAGUACCAGUCCAAACCCUGUUUCAUGGGAAAUUACAAGAAUUACCGCCAAAUGUCGGCGGAACUUACCAACUCUCCCAUGUGGGAGCGGGCCCCGUUGAUUACUGCAUUCAAUGCAGGCAAAGAACCGGCACCUUGUCUCAUUCAGAUAGCUCCAAUGUCUUGCACCGGUUUCCAACGUCUGCCACGGCCCAAACACAGCAGCAGUCGCAUCUAUACCAGCCAAUUCCAAUGUCACCACCUCCUUCCCGAAUGGAGUAUGAUCCAGAGGGCGACGAUUACUAUGACAUUGAGUCCGAAGAGGAGCUGGAAGACCAGACAUCAGCCGAAAACUUUAACCAGCUAAAUCUUAUCAUGGCUUCAGCAAACCGGGAUCAGAGGCAGCUCCGUUCAUUUACUACCUAUUUGAACGAGCCCAACGUCCUUGCCUCCUACUACCCCACUCUUGGUUCUUCGCCUUUGAACAAUCCCAAAACGGCUCGAAUUUUCCUUCAUUUCAUCCAUUCUACAGGACCUUCGUUGUCUAUCUUCGAACGACAUCCCAUCGAUCCUUCAACUAUGUUCGGUGCCCCUGUCUCCCCAGCACAACAGGGUUUGUGGACGUACACGUUGCCGUUCAAGGCAUUAGAACACCAAGCUUUACUCCAGACUAUUCUUGCCCUUAGCAGUCUCCAUAUUUCGUAUCUACAAGAAGCUCCCCCAACUGUCUCUCUGAAACACUAUCACUAUGCGCUCAAAAGAGUUGGCGUCGCAGUCGGUCUCCCUAUGCGUCGAAAGCAGAUAGGCACUUUAGCUGCCGCACUGCUAUUGGCAUACUACGAGGUUAUGUGCGCAGAGCACUACAAGUGGAAUAGUCACGUCGCAGGAUCAGCCCAGCUGGUGCGGGAGAUCGAUUUUGCUGGUUUAACCCGAGACCUUCGCGCGCAUCGGCGGAGGGUAGUCGCGCGGCGAAAGCAAACAGGAUCUGGGUUUUCGUUCGAAGAAUCGUAUUUAUUUGGGAAUCGAGCGAAUGAGGACGAUCCAUUUGCCGAGAAAGAAAACAGUAUUGAUGAAUAUCUCAUCGGAUCUCUUGUCGGUCGAGCAGUUAAUUAUGAUGAAUUUGGACAGGUCGAAGAUGGCCCUGGGAGAUCUCAUCAGAAGCAUUUCACUCGAAAGGAUAUUGAAAACAUCCGGAUUCAGUGUGACCUGUACUGGUGGUAUUGCAAGCAAGAUAUCAUCCACGGCAUGAUUAGUGGCAGCGGACUAUUUACACCGUUUUCUCAGUGGAUCCGGUGUCCGCCUCGGGCUGGCCUAGGUCGGCUGGAUGCUAUUUAUGGCUCGGCAGAUCAUCUAUGGCUUUUGCUAGGUCGAUUAACGGAAUUCGGACGUCGUGAUAGGAAGCGAAAAUUGAAGGCAGGAAAGGUUGCUGGAUCAGAAUGGAAGCCGGAUUCCGAGCUCUAUAAGUUCAUGGCUCGUUUCGCUAUGUCGUCCCCAGACAGACAGAAGGAGCAUCCUCAAAAUACUUCGCCUUGUGCUCCUGCUGCUCCUCCUUCUGGUUCAUCAGGAGCAAACAGUCACCCUUCUGACACAGAUAUUACCCAACCUGGCGCACGACGCGAAAGUCCGCAAGCUGGUGGUUCUUCUAUGUACGGUAUGAUUCCAUCUAGUGGACCAAGAUGCAUACCUCCUGCAUUCGCCGAUACGGCAGACCGUAGUAGCUUACCCAACCUGGACGACGAGGACGACGAGUCUGAGUCGUAUAGCGAAGCCGAACAGGAGUGGGAACGUAUCUUGGCUGCGUUUGACACAUUUGCGAAUGCUAUAGGUCCGGACUUCAUGCCUCUACCGUCUGAUAGUACUCCUCCGAUAUCUUCCCCAUUUGGAACAGCCCUUCAAUAUCGGACGCAGACGAUCGCGGUGGUAUGGGGUUUUUACUAUGCAGGUCGAACACUUCUGUAUAGACUGCACCCGUGCAUGCCACCCGCAAUGAUGGUCGCUGCAGGCGUCGCAGCGGCUGCAACUGCCAACUACGCACAAAUCAUCGGUAGAAUCGCAGCUGGCAUAUACUACCCUCAGCUAUUCAACCGUGAGGCAGGAAGCCUAAGCCCUACUCUAGGCUCAUGCCUGAUCGAAAUCACAGUGCCUAGCUUCUUUGCUGGUGUACAAUAUUCGGACGCCGCGCAACGAGAGUGGAUUAUCACCAAGCUCCGCGACAUCUCUCGCCUGACCGGCUGGAAAUCGGCUGACGCUGUGGCUAACGGGUGUGAGAGUGCGUGGGUAGCUGCGGCAAGACAAGGGUAUGGCCCACCAUACAAGCGCAGUAGCGAGCUCUUCUACCAACCAUCCCCACCCGUGACACAAAGGCCAGCGUAUGCGAACUCUGAGAGGCGGUUCAUUGCCACCGAGGGUAGCAGCUGGGCUAUGGGAAUCCUGAGCCUGGAUGACGAUAUGCAGAGUCUGAGGAUAGCGGAACGUGAAUGA
Messenger RNA from Aspergillus tanneri, 3030 nucleotides. RefSeq names its product putative C6 finger domain protein. Gene Ontology annotation, cellular component: nucleus. Gene Ontology annotation, biological process: positive regulation of transcription by RNA polymerase II. Bases 1 to 3030 code for a protein of 1009 amino acids. Gene Ontology annotation, molecular function: zinc ion binding; transcription cis-regulatory region binding; DNA-binding transcription factor activity, RNA polymerase II-specific. The transcript has 3 exons. NCBI's taxonomy places the organism in Eukaryota, Fungi, Ascomycota, Eurotiomycetes, Eurotiales, Aspergillaceae. The record is from RefSeq and is a predicted model, not a curated record.